GUACAGUAUAUAUAACUCAGUUGUUUAGCCUGACAGUGCAGUGAAUGAGAAGAGAGUGAGGGAGAAAGGGAGACAGACUUUCUCUCUGUGUAUGAAUUACAGAGAAAGCAGCAGAAAAUCAUAUAAUCUUUUACAGGACUGGGUUUUUCUAUUGGAUUACAAACAAGAAGAGAGAUUUUCACAGAAUACACAUACAAGGGUAGAAAUGAAGCUUCUAGCGGCCAUAGCAGUGGUGCUCCUCCUGGUGGUGGCGGAGAGUAUGGCGGCCAGAGGCACAUCCAGGAGGACCAAGAGGGAGCUGAUGAGCCCGCUGCACAUGGGGGGAAUCAGGGACCCGUUUGGGUCGUACUGCGAGCGGAGAGGGGGCUGCUGCCCGGGCCGGGAUGACCAGUGUACGGUGCCCUACCUGGACACCAUCUGUUACUGUGACCUGUUCUGUAACCGAACCAUCUCAGACUGCUGCCCUGACUUCUGGGGCCACUGUCUGGGCAUCUCACCCCCUUUCAUUGGCACCUGUGAAAGGAACAGCCACAAAUUCCUCUCAGGACAGACAUACAAAGAGAACUGCAACUUAUGUACGUGUGGAACAACUGGGCGUUGGGAGUGUGAGCAGCAUGCCUGUCUGAUAGAGAAUGACAUGAUCCAGGCUGUCAACAGAGGAAAUUAUGGCUGGCGGGCAGCAAACUACAGCCAGUUCUUUGGCAUGUCAUUGGACGAGGGCCUGAGGUAUCGCCUGGGGACACAGAGGCCCUCCAGGACUAUCAUGAGCAUGAACGAGAUGCAGCUGAAUAUGGACCCUCAGAAUGACCGUCUGCCUCAGUACUUCAACGCAGCAGAGAAGUGGCCUGGAAAGAUCCACGAACCUCUGGACCAGGGCAACUGCGCUGCCUCCUGGGCCUUCUCCACUGCAGCGGUGGCAUCUGAUCGAAUCUCCAUCCAGUCGAUGGGUCACAUGACCCCUCAACUGUCGCCCCAGAACUUAAUUUCCUGUGAUACACGCAACCAAGGGGGCUGUGCUGGAGGCCGUAUCGACGGAGCCUGGUGGUACAUGAGGCGCAUAGGUGUGGUGACAGAGGAGUGCUACCCGUUCUCUGCUCCCCAGCAGACACCAGCAGAGGUGGGCCGUUGUAUGAUGCAGAGUCGCUCUGUGGGCAGAGGGAAGAGACAGGCUACUGCACGCUGCCCCAGCACACACACCUACCACAAUGACAUCUACCAGUCUACACCUCCCUACAGGCUCUCAUCAAAUGAGAAGGAGAUCAUGAAGGAGAUUAUGGAUAACGGCCCAGUGCAAGCCAUCCUGGAGGUCCAUGAGGACUUCUUCGUCUAUAAGAGUGGAAUCUACAAACACACAGACGUCAGCUUCACCAAACCACCACACUACCGCAAACACAACACACACUCCGUCAGAAUCACAGGGUGGGGAGAGGAGAGGAACUAUGAUGGGACAACAAAGAAGUUCUGGAUCGCUGCCAACUCGUGGGGGAAGAACUGGGGGGAGAACGGCUACUUCCGUAUCGCUCGUGGUGAGAACGAGUGUGAGAUUGAGGCGUUCGUGAUCGGUGCGUGGGGUAGGGUCACUAUGGAAGACAUGCAGAGCCACCAUCACCGCCGACUCAAGUAGAGACAUGCACUCCAGGAACUCAGCACCCUCUUCCCCUACCCUGAGGGAGCAACUCAACUAGCCCCAGAGUGUCUACCCUUCAGCCCAUACCCUCUUCCCCUCCCUACCCUGGGGGAGCAACCCAACCAGCCCCUGAGGCCCUGCUCUUACUCCCUUACCCCCACGCCAAAAUUUGGGGGAACAACUCAACCAGUUUCCACUCUGACCUUUGGGGGAACCAACAACAACCACCCCAAGAACUUCAACUCUUAACCCCUUACCCCCUUGCACCCACCUCCCCUUACGGCAGCCUAGGGGUUUUGAUACCCCAACCGCCCCCCCCAACCCAACUCAAGGUUGAUGGCACCAAAACAAGCUCCAGGCCUGCAGGCUGAGAGAGGCUUCUCCAUACAGCCUCCUCUGGCUUCAGGACACAGCAAUAAGCACCUCAGGACUCAUUAUUCCAAAGACCAUCCUUCCCAGACUCCUCGGCUUCAGCCUGGCAUAGACUGUCUACUUCCUACUUCUGUUCUUAAGUCUUCACUUCCACUGCUAUAAUGAUGAAAGAACUGUCUUGAUCUGAACUCUCUCACUCUCCUCUUUCUCAUUGUGUAGCUCUUCAUUUGGCUGCCAUGACAGAUGGCUAUCCAUUUGGCUGCCAUGACCGGUGGCUAUCCAUUUGGCUGCCAUGACCUGUGGCUAUCCAUUUGGCUGCCAUGACCGGUGGCUAUCCAUUUGGCUGCCGUGACCGGUGGCUAUCCAUUUAGCUGCCAUGACAGGUGGCUAUCCAUUUGGCUGCCAUGUCUAUCUCUGGUCCUGGUUAACCCUCUCUCUGUGUUUCUCUGUUGUUGUGUAUUUUGAAAGCCAACCCCUUAGGGACAGAUUGGGAUGGGGAGAACCAGAGUGAUAGAGGGGUAGAUGAUACAGGCACCAGACUGGGCAGUUCCCACAACAAGAGACGAUAGAAACUAACAAUCUACUACAGUUUAGUUUAACGUUAUCACUAACUCUUAGUCUAGCUACUUACAUCGCUGAUUAAUGUAUUCCUAUUACUGUCAGCAGAUCUAGUGCAGUUGCAGUAGCCAUGCAUAUCUUCACAUGUUCCAAAAAUGCAGAAUCUUACACUGGAAAGGGUGUUGGGCUAGAGGUAGGUGGGGUUGAGGGUUUAGUGAGCUGUCCAUUUGACCAAUAAUUCAUUUAAUUAAUUCAUUUACCAAAGAUUGCUGUUUUCUUUUUAGGUUAAUUGCACAGUACAGUAUUGAGUUUAAGCAAGCUCUGGAAGUGAAACUCAAUGCCAAAUUUCUCUUGAGUUUUCAGUACCACAUAAUCUAUCUGUUUAUGGAAGAGAUGGUGUCAAUCUUCCAAUGAUAUCAAAUCAACUUCGAUCUCAUGACCAUGACAGCUCUUGACUGAAACCAACUGCUUGAACACAACUUUUCAUUAGAAAUAAUAUUAGUGGAUCAGCCGUUUUAUAAAUCUCCCUUAUUACUAUUUAUAAAGUAUGUAUAAAAGCAGAGAUGAAGCUUGUUUAAUAUGUGUGGAUGUGAUUGUAGCAAGCGAGGAGCUUAAACAGCCUUUGAAAAACACAUUCCAUUUAUUAAAUCAACUGGUUGAUAAAAUCAUAUCUUGGAAAAAUAUGAGAUCGAUUGAAAUAACAGUGUUGUCCUUUUGGUUUGAAGAAGGUGAAAUGGUCACCACCAGAUGAUGCCAGAGACAGAAGAGAAAGAGAGACACUUGACUCCCUAAUUCUUUUCUGAUCGGGGUGGAGCCACUUUGGGCUACUUAUUGGCCCGUCUCACUUUUUCUGGUUUGGUGGGUGGGACGAGCAAGAGUGGACACUAAGUAGACCAGAGCCAGCUCUUCCCUCUCUCAUUUGAGCAUGCCAGACAUUAUGGAGAAGCUGUGAGCUCACACAGGAAAGCAUGUUCACGCAAGAGAGGGAAUCGUGACAAAUUUUUUUCAAUGGUAAACAGCCUGAGGAAACCAUCUAAGUUAUCUACUAUCUUUGAUGAUCCUUCAACGUGACAACUUUGUGGGUUAUCAAAUGCCUUAAUGAAAUAAGUGCAGUUUUUUUGGGAGCCUCUGGUUGAAAGAUUAGACCCAUUGUGUAUUAUAGUCUUAAUCUAUUUCAUUCUGUGCAUUUACAUUUUAGUCAUUUAGCAGAGGCUCUUAUCCAGAGCAACUUACAGGAGCAAUUAGGAGUAAGUACCUUGCUCAAGGGCACACCGGCAGGUUUUCCCCCCACUUUCGUCGUGCCGGGGAUUCGAACCAGCAACCUUUCGGGUUACUGCCCAAUGCUCUUAACCACUAGGCUACCUGUACACAGUGUUAUGGUUAUGCUGAAAAUAUUCUUAUUGUUGCUGUUGUGUAUUAGUUGCUUUGAGAUAUGUUUGUCUCCCACACAAACUCCCCCCUCCCCUGACCAGUUGCUUUAAAGCAGGGGUGUCAAACUGCUUCCAUAAGAGGCCAUACUGUCUGCUGGUUUUAUAUUUCAGUAAAGACCUAGAUGACCAGUUGCUUUAAAGCAGGGUGUCAAACCCAUUCCGUAAGAGGCCAUACUGUCUGCUGGUUUUAUAUUUCAGUAAAGACCUAGAUGACCAGUUGCUUUAAAGCAGGGUGUCAAACCCAUUCCGUAAGAGGCCAUACUGUCUGCUGGUUUUAUAUUUCAAUAAAGACCUAGAUGACCAGGUGAGGGGAGUUCCUUACUAAUUAGUGAACUUAAUUAAUCACUCAAGUACAAGGGAGGAGUGAAAACCCGCAGACAAUCAGCCCUCCGUGGAAUGAGUUUGGCACAUGUGCUUUAAAGGGUGCUCAGGAGGUGCAUAUUCUUCUGCAAAAACACACACAAAUCAAAAGGUGAGGAGGUCGCCACACUCAGCUGCCAAAGUCUGUUCAGUGCUGUUUCAUUGUAGUUUUUUUGUCAGUUUGAUGGUAUAAGCCUAAUAUCUCAGACACAACAUGCCACUAACACUUCAGUAUUUACCAAUAGGCAUGUGUAGGCAUAUACAACAGACUCAUUGUGACGUUUCAAAGGUUGUGCAUCUCCCCAAAAUGUUUAAGUAGGUAGCUCAAGCCUCAACUGAAGCCAGUCAACACACAGAUUCUGAUAUACUGAUUUAACUUGAUAUUACCUUAUGUAAUGUUGCCCCAGGUGCUCUUUUUAUAUUGUCUCUCUAAUUUUGCUCAAAUUUGAAAUAUAGUUUUGUCAUUAGUUUUUAAUGUAUCAGAUUCCAGAGGUGCCAACUGUCCUUUCAGAGACAACAUCAUAUAGUCUCACUCCACAAUAAACUGCUUGGCUUCCCAGAAGUGAUGUAUUUUCAACUGUGACACCUUUCCAAUAUGGCUUCCAGUUGUCACGUUGUUACUGUAACUCAGCCAAGGCUCCUAUAAGCCUACACCAUUUCAUACAUUUCAAGUAGGCCUUUAGUUUUAAACCCCCAUUACAACCAUCACCUCUGAGAAAAGGACAGAGGCGCAAGAAAACAGACAUGUGGAUGGACAAGCAAUGUUCAAUGUGGAGGAAGGUUAGGCUAUAGGAGGUAGGGCAGACAUAGCCGCAUGUUGUGUGAACCAUGUGGUCUACAGAAUAUUUACUUUCACUUCAAACGGAGCGAGAGAGGAUGAUGGGGGGAUGGUGAGGUGCAUCAUGGGUUCACGAGGCAUGACAGUGCAGAAAGAAUGGAGAACAGAAGGGAGGUGGGGGUUGAGGGGGGGACUGGGGAGGGAGUCAACAGAGCUGAAAACGGAUACGAUGACAUCGUGUUGUUUAGAAAAGAGUACACCAGAAUACUUUACCACUAUUUAGGGCUUUGUUAAGCCAGUAUCGCUGAAGCGUUAUAGAACGCUCGAUUUUCUGCAAUAUGUAUUGAAUAGAGCCCUCAGUUGUGUUCUUCACUUGACUUUUAAUCCUUUAUAGGUUCUAACCCCUGAUGCUUCAAUAGUCACAUGAUGGACGGACUCAUGCCAAACAUAGCCACAGUUCACAGGAGGUUGGUGGCAACUUAGUUGGGGAGUACGGGCUUGUGGUAAUGACUGAAGCGGAAUCAGUGGAAUGUUAUCAAAUACAUCAACCACUUGGAAACCAAGUGUUUGAUGCCAUUCCAUGUGCGCCGUUCCUGACAUUAUUAUGAGCCGUUCUCCCCUCAGUGUAGCCUUCACUGCCAUAGCUAUGCAACAAAUCAACAAGUGACAGCUGAUGUGCAACAUCAUUUAGUUUUUUGGUAGACAUUACAUAAUUUUAUUGCAUUCAUAAAAUGUCAUGCUUUUUGGUUUAAUAAAAACAAAUCAAUUGUUAAAAUUGUGAGUUCUAAAAGCAAUAUGAAAGGAAUCCGCUAAUGCGUUGCUAGGCAAUAAAGAAGGCUACAUGUCAUUGUGUCAUUUCUUACAUUUUGCAAGAUAUUAACAAGUAGAAUUGGGAGGUGUUUCCGCAUGAUUAAUUUAUUCUAGAUUUUACAUUACCGUUAUAAGCUACCAUAACUGUUCAUAGACCUAGUAGUUUAUUGGUGCAAGUCAAAUCAGUUUUAUCCUUUAAAAUAAUGUUAUAGUACUAUCCCAUUAGUCUAUGAGAUACAGCCCCUAGCCAAUGAAAAACCCCAGGGCUCUGUCCCAAAUGAAACCCUAUUCCAUAUACAGUAGUGCACUACUUUGACCAGUGCCCUGGGACACAGCUAGGCCUACUGUAUAAGGUUAUUGUCAAUAUGUUGGCUAACCAGAUGGAUCCUCAUUCCCAUGCAGUCAUCCAGAUAGUUAUGUCCUUAUAGGGAUAAACCAGUGAUAGACAGAUAAGCCUGUCUGGAUCAAUGGGACGAGAGGAGAAGGCGAUUGGAUCCAAGUCAUGCGGAGGAAAGGAAUUUGGCCAAAGCUGGAUCCAAGUUGGUCUGACUGUUCUUUUUUAGUUUGAGUGAAUCAUGAGUGUGAUUCACUGGGUUCCAUCUUUAGUCUGCCUAUUCAAGGUGCCCAGAUCUGUAGAAGACACUCUCUCGAGUCGAUUAAAAAUGAGAUCUUUGUCAGUCUUAAAAAACUAUUUGAAUGGUAUUCAGGGGUUAAAGUUACUCUGACAUUAAAGAGCUACUCACUCAACAAAACAUGUAUCUUAUACUAUAGGACUCCUUCAAAACCACAGAACCCCAGUCAGAAGUUGGGUAUUCAAAGUCAAAGACCCACUUCAUAUUCAUUGAUACAUAGACUUUAUUUAUGACAAGAUGUAUAAAUGAUAUAUUUUAUUUUCUGUGCAAUGUUUAUUAUUAUGAUCUGUCUCUUGUAUUGUGUGCACUAAAUGAAACCCCCCUAUAGUUUUUACCUGUGUGGCACAAUAAAGUCUCUUAAAACAACCA
Oncorhynchus mykiss (rainbow trout) is the source of this 6936-nucleotide messenger RNA. Its product is annotated as tubulointerstitial nephritis antigen-like. Gene Ontology annotation, molecular function: peptidase inhibitor activity; cysteine-type peptidase activity. The record is from RefSeq and is a predicted model, not a curated record. NCBI's taxonomy places the organism in Eukaryota, Metazoa, Chordata, Actinopteri, Salmoniformes, Salmonidae. Gene Ontology annotation, biological process: proteolysis.